GCGGGCAGCUGCACCGCACCGGCCCGCCUUCACUCCUCUGCCGCUCCGUUCCUCCGCUCUUAUCAUGAGCCUGCAGUAGCCGCGAGACAGACAACACAUGCAAACACAAAACAGCCUGGAAAAUCUCUAAAACAACAACAGCAAAGUGAACACGACAGCCGCACACGUGCUAAUGAGGGAGCUGGUUCCACGUUUAUGGAGAUGAACUUCAUUAAUGGAGCUGUUCGAGUCCGCGCGAACUCUCCCUCUCUGCGUUACCGUGUCAGGACAGCUGUUUUUAUUUCCAUCUCGUCGGCAUGAGAGUCGGAGAAGUGUGGCCUGACGCGAGAGGAGGGCUGCUGCAGAUUGAGCUGAGCUGAAAUCCAUUGUCUGCAUCCUCUACAGUCAGUGGAAAUGAAGACGGCAGACAAAUGGAUAGUUCAAGACAACCUCCCAAUAUAGAUCUGCUGCUUUGGAAUUACUUGAAGUAAUUUGCCCAUGGAUUCUUGCACCGCUCAUGGCUGACACGAGUUAGGAGGCAAAUGCAAUGCAGGUCCGGAGGCUCUGACUUUCAGAAGACUUUUGAACCCUGGAUGACUCGCGGACUUAAAGUUCAAGAAUAUCAAGGAUGCUCAUCACGGACCUGUUAUGGUGCAAGGCUGGAUUGACUGAAGAGUUUUAAUCCUUGUGUAGCUCCCCCAUCCCCCGCCCCCACCCCAUGUCAGAUCUUCUCUAAAUUAUGGAAAUUUUGUGGAAGACGCUGACUUGGAUAUUGAGCCUGGUCCUGGCCGCUGCUGAUCCUCAGAGCCUUUCAUACAGUUCUCAAGAGGAGUUCCUGUCCCACCUGGAGGACUACCAGCUCACGGUGCCCGUUCGGCUGAACGAGAAGGGCGAGUUUAUGAGUUACACUGUGAAACAGCACCGGCCUGGCCGACGGAGACGGGGGCUAGACCACGCUGGAACGGAGCCCGCUGAGACUACACUUUUUUACCGACUCUCAGCCUAUGGCAAACACUUUCACCUGAACCUGACACUCAACCCCAACCUGGUUUCAAAACAUUUCACUGUAGAGUACUGGGGCAAGGACGGGCAGGAGUGGCGGCACUCCAUGGUGGAUGAUUGCCAUUAUGUAGGAUAUCUAAUGGAUCACUACAGCACUACAGGAGUGGCACUGAGUAACUGCAGAGGCUUGCAUGGUGUCAUCACCACAGAAGAAGACCAGUAUUUAAUUGAGCCGUUAAAAGACAUAACCUCCAGAAACUCCAGCGAUUUCCAGCUCACGGGAGAAGGACAGCCGCAUGUUAUUUAUAAAAAGUCCUCCAUCCCUUCACCACAGCAACACAGUGAGGAGUUCAGCUGUGGUGUCUCAGAUCUCACAGUAAACCCUACACCAUGUUUGCAAACCAGUCUUGCCCCAGCGUCCCUGUCUCCUGUGCGAAAUAAUGGCAGCUCUAGCAAUGCACACCGGCAGCGGCGCUCCAUCAGCUCUGAACGCUUUGUUGAAACUUUGGUGGUGGCCGAUAAAAUGAUGGUGGGCUACCAUGGCCGCAAAGACAUUGAGCACUACAUCCUGUCUGUCAUGAAUAUUGUUGCCAAACUUUACCGUGAUGCCAGUCUAGGAAACGUUGUGAACAUUAUUGUAACCAGAUUGAUUGUUCUAACAGAGGACCAGCCUAACCUGGAGAUUAACCACCAUGCAGACAAAUCCCUGGAUAGCUUUUGCAAAUGGCAGAAAUCCCUCCUCUCUCAUCAGGGAGAUGGAAACAGCAUCCCAGAAAACGGUAUCGCUCACCAUGACAACGCUGUUCUCAUUACAAGAUAUGACAUCUGCACCUACAAAAACAAGCCCUGCGGUACACUCGGCUUGGCAUCUGUUGCUGGAAUGUGUGAACCAGAGAGGAGCUGCAGCAUUAAUGAAGACAUAGGCCUGGGCUCCGCUUUCACCAUCGCACAUGAGAUUGGACACAACUUCGGAAUGAACCAUGAUGGAAUCGGGAACACCUGCGGAACCAAAGGCCAUGAGACGGCCAAACUAAUGGCAGCGCACAUCACAGCCAAUACCAACCCCUUCUCCUGGUCCACAUGCAGCAAGGACUAUAUCACCAGCUUCCUGGACUCAGGUCGGGGAACAUGUCUGGACAAUGAGCCUCUGAAACGAGACUUCCUAUACCCUACAGUGGCUCCGGGGCAGGUGUACGAUGCGGACGAGCAGUGUCGUUUCCAGUACGGCGUCUCCUCCAGGCAGUGCAAAUAUGGGGAAGUGUGUAGAGAGCUCUGGUGCCUUAGCAAAAGUAACCGCUGUGUCACCAACAGUAUCCCAGCCGCAGAAGGUACCCUAUGCCAGACUGGCAGCAUUGAGAAAGGGUGGUGCUACCAGGGCGAGUGUGUGACAUUUGGGACAUGGCCGCAGAGCGUGGAUGGAGGUUGGGGUCCCUGGUCCAUCUGGGGCGAGUGUAGCCGGACCUGCGGAGGCGGAGUGUCUUCAUCCAUGCGCCACUGUGACAGCCCAGCGCCAUCUGGUGGAGGAAAGUACUGUCUUGGGGAAAGGAAACGCUACAGGUCGUGCAACACCGAUGCUUGUCCAAUGGGGUCACGAGACUUUCGGGAGAAGCAGUGCGCUGACUUUGACAGCAUGCCUUUCCGUGGGAAGUACUACAACUGGAAGCCUUACACUGGAGGUGGUGUGAAGCCCUGUGCUCUGAACUGCCUGGCUGAGGGAUACAACUUCUAUACAGAGCGCUCCCCUGCUGUCAUCGAUGGCACUCGCUGCCAGGCCGACUCUCUAGAUAUCUGCAUCAACGGAGAGUGUAAGCAUGUGGGCUGUGACAACAUCCUGGGCUCGGAUGCCAAGGAGGACAGAUGCCGUGUGUGUGGAGGAGAUGGCAGCACGUGUGAAGCUACUGAAGGCCUGUUCAAUGACUCGCUGCCCAGAGGAGGUUAUAUGGAGGUGGUCCAGAUCCCCAGAGGCUCAGUCCACAUUGAGAUCAAAGAGGUGGCCAUGUCAAAGAACUAUAUUGCUUUGAAAUCUGAGGGAGACGACUACUACAUCAAUGGCGCAUGGACCAUCGACUGGCCUCGCAAGUUUGACAUUGCAGGGACAGCCUUUCACUACAAGAGGCCUGCAGAUGAACCCGAGUCUCUUGAGGCACUAGGAGCCACCACAGAAAAUCUGGUUGUUAUGGUGCUGCUGCAAGAGCAGAACCAGGGCAUCCGCUACAAGUUCAAUGUACCUAUACAGCGCACUGGCAGUGGGGAUAAUGAAGUGGGCUUCUCUUGGCACCACCUGCCCUGGUCCGAGUGCUCCGCCACCUGUGCAGGAGGCUCUCAGAAACAGGAGGUGGUUUGCAAGAGGCUGGAUGACAACUCCGUGGUCCAGAACAGCUACUGUGACCCUGACAGUAAACCCCCAGAGAAUCAAAGACCCUGCAACACAGAACCUUGCCCACCUGAAUGGUUUAUCGGUGACUGGACGGAAUGCAGUAAAACAUGUGAUGGAGGCAUGCGCACACGCACAGUUCUCUGCAUUCGCAAAAUUGGGCCAGCAGAAGAGGAGAACCUGGAAGACAGCCACUGCUUGACCCAUCGACCAAUUGAACGCGAGUCCUGCAACAAUCAGUCCUGCCCACCACAGUGGGUGACCCUGGAUUGGUCAGAGUGUACCCCAAAAUGUGGCCCUGGCUUCAAACACCGCAUUGUUUUGUGUAAGAGCAGUGACCUGACCAAAACCUUUUCACCAGCCCUCUGUUCAGACCAUAACAAACCACCGGUGCGAAUCCGCUGCAGUUUGGGUCGCUGUCCACCACCUCGCUGGAUCCCUGGGGAGUGGGGACAGUGUUCUGCACAGUGUGGGCUGGGACAACAGAUGCGGACAGUGCAGUGUCUGUCAUACACGGGGCAGCCUUCCAACGAAUGUCCUGAGACUCUGCGCCCCAGCACUAUGCAGCAGUGUGAGAGCAAGUGUGACGCUACCCCUAUUUCCAAUGGUGACGAGUGCAAAGAUGUAAACAAGGUGGCAUAUUGCCCACUGGUGCUGAAGUUCAAGUUCUGCAGCCGUGCCUACUUCAGACAGAUGUGCUGCAAGACUUGCCAAGGACACUGAUCCUACGGAGAGAGAGCAAGAGAGAGAGAGAGAGAGAGAGAGAGAGAGAGAGAGAGAGAGAGAGAGAAGACGAGAGAGACGCAGAGGAAAGGGAAGCGUGCAUGAACGGAUACAAAGAAAAGCAGUCAUGGACUGGAAGAACAGCACUGGGAAAAAGAAAAAGCUGCCCCCCUCCCCCCUCUCUCUCUCCCUCUCACUGAGACACACAUACCUACACUCCUGCUUUUUUAGACCUGUGGAACCCAUACCACUGGUCAGCAACAUGCUGACACAUUUUGCUUUAUUUUCACUUCUGUGAAGUUGGAACUUAAGAAUAUGAUCAUUAUUGUUGUUAUUUUAUUAUAAUAAUAAUUAUUAUUGUUGUUGUUAUUAUUAUUAUUAUUGUUAUUAAUGUCUGUCUGUUGUAAUCCAAAGUGCUGGACACAUAAUUUGCAGAGGUGGCACCUCUGAGAAUAGGUUCAUAAUAUCCAAAAAACAGAAAGCUGGAGAAGGGGGUUUUCUGUCUCACAAACAUAUACAAGCAUGCAUGGUUGUUCUCCACUGCAGUAGUGUGCAACUAUCUGUCCACAUGAUUCUACUGUAUGUAGCAAUGCAAAUUAAUAAUUAAUUUACCUCCUAGGCUUUAGGCUGUGCUGAUACCAGGGGUGGACAAAAUGCCAGAAACACCUAAUAAUAUUUAAGUACAUAUAAAAAGAGUAAGAUCACUCUUUGCAUUCAGUCUUUAAAUGUUGUCAUACAUAUCCCAAAAUGUGUAGAGAUAUUAAGGUCCCCCAGUUUGAUUCACAGUACUCACGAUUCAAUGUUUUGAUCAAAAUAUGAACGAAGAAAAAACAUUACUUUAUCUAGUUCUUCUAAUAAAGCUAGAGUAGUCACCCUGGGUGCUAGAACUGUGGCGUUUGACAUGAAGAUGCUGGAGUGGGUUGUUGAUUAAUGCUGGUCAUUAGCAACCUUUGCUGUUUAAACAGCACAAUCAUAUUAGAUAUCACUUUUAAUUGACUGCCUGUUCUCCAUGAUGCAUUGUGUGCAUCUCCACAGUACACCCAGUCACAUCUUUGCAUUGCGAUAUCAUAAUGUGUUAAUAUGCCCCUAGAGCUAUAGGCUCCUUCUGUAGGAAGAAAAGUCUUCAAAUCCUUUGGGAUAAGGAGUCUACUGAGAAGUCUACUUGGCACUCAGCUCACUGAGAAGGCCAUUUGACUAAAUCGUUAUGUUAAUGAAACACUGCCCCCCCCCCCCCCCCCCCCCCAUUUAUGGGAGCACCAUAAGUUGCACCUGGUCCUGUAAAAUGUACUCAUAUUCCUUUUCCAUUAUACAACUGUGCAGAGCAAUCAGCAGCCCUAAUGACUCCUACAAAGCUGCUCAUAGCAUUACAAAUCCUCCACCAUCUUUAAGAGCUGGACACAGACAUUGUGGGUUGAAGGCAUCCUCCAACUUUCUCCAAAUGUAAACACGUCCAGAUGUAGGACAAAGAAUGAAAGAUGACACUUCAGACUAUAUUCUUCUAUUUAAGCAUGGCUCCAAGUUUUGUUCUCCUUGCAGCAGUUUUUGUGUCUCUGCGUUUGGCCUCUUUUGAACUGUUAGUUGCUUCGUGUUGCUUUGAAAACUCGCAUAUCCAAUGUUGAUUGUCAGACCUCUUUUAUAGCCAACACAUUCAACAAAUUGGCGUUCAGCUUAAUACAAUUCACAUGUGCCUUUACAACUUUGGUUUAAUUAUUUCCAAGUUCGAGUACUAUUUUCAUGUGUUUCUGUCACUCUGUCCACCUCCAGUAGUAUAGCCCAUCAUUUUAUCACUACAAGGGAGACCCCAGCAAAUUUAUCCCAACAAACAUGCAAAUUGCCUGAUAGUUACCUCUCUAUGGGUCCAGUCAAUCACUUCUGGGUGGUUUCUAUUAUUAUAAUUCAGAAAACUAAUGGAUUGGUUACAUAAACUUUAGCCACAAAUCACAUAACUGGUAAAAACGAUUUAGAUGCUAGGCUGCUUGGAGAAGAUGGGUGCUUUUGGUGCUCGUUUGGAAGUUACGUCUUGUGCAGGGGAAAUCAGUUUGAGCUGGAGACUCCAGAUGUUCCAGCAGUGCGAGCCACCUGUUUUGCUUAGCCGUAUCACAUGACUGCAGGCCAAAGAAUUCCACCAUUGUUUGUGACACUUGAACAAGGCCUGAAAAUCACAUUAGACAGCAAAGUAGAGUCUGCGAGGCCAGCCGCGGCUUCCAACUUAACUCACACAAAAAAUAUCCAUUUGUGGUUUAUUUGAGCUGUUCUUUUUGAGAAUGUUAAGCUGUUAUACAUAUUAAUGAUAUUCACUGUUCUCCCAUUGUACUGUGCAAAACCUCGUUUGAAUGCCCUGGCCCGGAUCCUGCACUUUUGUGUGCUACAAUGAGUUCUGUAAACCCAUUCGAAUCGGGAAACAUGCGGAAGCAAUAGCGCUGACCCCCACGCACCCCCCAGAGGACUGGGUCAGUAUGUGAACGGCUCCGUCGUGGAGCUCGAGUGCUACGUCUUCCGUUGUCCACGUCUGGAGUUAAGCGAAGGGCCAGCGGCUGGACGAGACGCCAGAGCACGCACACAUCCGGUCUGCCACUGACUACCUCCAGAGCCGUCCCCCCCCACCCGACCCCAACCCACCCGCUCUGUAAACACUCCGCACAGCCCUCCAAGCUCAAUGGUGCUUUUCUUCCUCCAGUGGAGGACUGUUCCACUGCCCUCCUUCUGCUCACCUUCUGGAGUGGGAGGUUCCUUUCUGGUGGGCUCUCACGCUAGCACAUGCUAGCAUACACAACAGGAAAUAAAAGAAAGCUCUUGUUUUCUUCUUCUUUUUUUGUUUUUUAACAGUCAAUGGGGUUAAGUGGUUUACCUCACACUAUGUCGGGCUGGUUAUGCAGCUUCCAUAAGCACCCAGCCAGCUCUCUGUACUCAGCAGCGUUCCGUCAACCGCACCCAAGUCUAAGCAAAGGGAACGUCACACCUGGAAGGUUUCAGCUGCGUGAACACGAGACCUCAUACAACACAAGAGACGCAGACUUAGAUUGUGAAGAAGCUCAGAGGAGUAAUGGGAUAAUCGCUCCAGACCACAGCUGUCUCAACCCAUUUCUGAUCAAACCGUGCUACUUUUUGCUGCUGCUACUACGGUGUAGCCACCAAUACAAUGUUAAUCAGUUAUUUUUUAUUAUAAACUCUGUGAACUGGGACUUAGACGGCAGCGAACUCUUAAGCAGCCGAACCUUGAGGCCCCGACACGCCGGGCAUCAAAAUCCUGAGGCUUGAAGUACAAGUUUACUGGCUUUGGGACAAGGAGGCUACAGAAGAUUCUCAAACAGGACAAAACGAAACUGGUACUCAUCGCUGUGAACUUGUCUUUGAAUGUCACAUUGCUUAACCUGUACCUAUAGAAGUGAGCGUUUUUGCAUUUUUGGCGAUUAGUUUCUUAUAUUUUAUAUUCAGUAUUAAUGUUGGUACACUGUUACUAAUUUUUUUUUCAAUUGUAAAUUAUAUGCUAAUUUAUUUCCGUGUGUCACUUGUCGUACAAAUGUUUCAAGGCAUGCAAACCGAAAUGUAGCCUAGUGGAAAGAAAGAACCACGCAGUCAAAUUAUUCCCAUCUGCAGUUUGUUUAAGUGUAGAGAAGAACAUGAAUGGGUCUUAAUGUGCUACCAGAGCAUCCUUUCCAAAUGUGUCCAAAUACUUUUGUAUCCUCCAGACUGUAUGAAUGUGUGUGCUGGUAUGGUAUUACGUCUUGUCCAAGAUGGCCAGUCCAGAGAAAAAAUAUUGGUUAAUGUUUUCAGAUGGUAAGGAAAAAAAAAACUCCCACAGUAACCUUAACAGUCUCAGUCCUUUGGCUUGUACACUAUUAUUGGUGAAUCCUACAGUAUGUAAUGGAUCCUGAAUAAAGAGAAUUUAAAGGGUCAGUG
Messenger RNA from Pygocentrus nattereri (red-bellied piranha), 7978 nucleotides. RefSeq names its product ADAM metallopeptidase with thrombospondin type 1 motif, 6 (gene adamts6). The record is from RefSeq and is a predicted model, not a curated record. The coding region runs from base 719 to 4078 and encodes 1119 amino acids. Gene Ontology annotation, cellular component: extracellular matrix. Gene Ontology annotation, biological process: proteolysis; extracellular matrix organization. NCBI's taxonomy places the organism in Eukaryota, Metazoa, Chordata, Actinopteri, Characiformes, Serrasalmidae. Gene Ontology annotation, molecular function: metalloendopeptidase activity. The transcript has 25 exons.